UACAAAGCCUGUGAAAAUAAUGAGGUGGUGCCGUGCAUGGCUACCUGUAUAUUAUUGCAAUGAUGCAUUGCGGUGCGGUAAGUAUGGUGGCCUCUUCUCUACUGAACUAACCAUAAGGAAACAGGAUGUGGCCGUUGCACAGCUCUGUAUUUACCGGCGGGUCUACAAAGUCAGGACCGUCCUACCUGCUCUUCAUUGCUACAGCUCGGAGCUAAAAAUGUGCCCGUUCUUCAACAAUGACACGUCCGCUUAGGCAAAGGACCAAUGAAAAAGUCUCUCUCUCUCUCUCUCUCUCUCUCUCUCUCUCUCGUGUUUAGGAGUAACUAGAUAUAUUUUGCAUUUAAUUAACAAACGUCACUAUGUUCCCUACAGAGGGGCAAUGUGAUAUAUAGUAGCCCACAUGAACCAUUGAUUUUGUAUGUUGCUAUGGGCCGUUAUCUUGUAGCUCCGUGCCUGUGAAAUCACCACUGUCGGUGUACCGAAUUAUUCACAGUAUAAAGGGCCACUCUGUGGCUGCCAGGUGCCGGUAGUUUACAUUGAUUGCUGCUAAUGCAGCCCCGUGUCUGUUUCUAAUAGAUCCUCAUCACCCAGUCACUAAAACCGUAUGAAAAUAAGAGCAAAGCAAUUCAAUUUCUUUAGCGUGCAGUUUACUACACGCGUGCAGUAAAAUCAAUUAAUGUGCGGUCAGAGAGGCGAGUUGAGAAACCUGACCCGUCUUGGUGUCCCGGAAUUAUAAGACCGGUUGGCAGCCCUCGUCCUAAUACUAAUACUAGAUGUUUUAAAUUGCUGCGUGUCCCUUGAAGGCUGGUUUUGGGAUGACGUAAUGGCUCCGGCUGGGAAGUCUCGCGUGGUUCUGCGAGGUCUCCCCUCAGUUCCAUGAUGGCUGAAGAUCCCGGAGGAGCUCAUUGCAGUUUUCCUUUCAUUUCUUUCCGUUUCCCCGUGUCUCUGCGUGUCGCCGCGACAUGGCAGGAGCCGCAGCCUCGAUAACCGGCCCCAGACUCCCGCCGCCAUGCCCAAGAAAGGGAACCGAAAACGGCUGAAGUUCCGUGCCGAGGAUGUUUGCUCGGAGUCAGUCACCGUGGCAGAUUAUGCCAAUUCUGACCCAGCUAUUGUGAAGUCUGGGAGGGUGAAAAAAGCCGUUGCAAAUGCGAUUGAAAAAGAAGUGAAGUUACUGUGUGGCUUGGAAGCCUCUCACGGCCCCGUUCAGGAGGUGCUGUCCUCCACCGCGGGGGUCGGAGGACAAGCCCAGGAGAGCAGUGACGAGCUGGACGCAGAGGACUGCACCGGCGAGCUGAAGGCCUCCAGGAAAAAGAAAAGCAAAAGACACAAAGUGAAUGCUGAUUCAGAGGGUGGAGCAGAGUAUCCCGUUGAUGUCUGGCUGCUCUUGGCUUCGUAUAUCCGUCCAGAAGAUAUCUGUAAAUUCGCUCUCAUCUGUAAGAAUGCGUGGGCUGUUUCCUGCACUGCUGCGUUCUGGUCCAGGCUGUACAAACGGCACUAUAUCUCGGACGCACACUUGCCUGUGCGUCUCCAGCCCGACUCCAUUGGAAAGAUGAGGGGUCUCCGUGCUUGUGUGAUUCGCUCUCUGUAUCACUUCUAUGAGCCUUUCUGCUCCCGGCUCUCAAAAAGCCCCUCUAUCCCCGAGUCGACUCCUACAGCUGUCCUGAAUUCAAAGUGUUUGCUCUUUUGGGUCAACAAGAUAGUUGGGAACAGACCAGAAGUGCUGUGGGAAUUCAAUUUUAAGUUUCUAAAGCAGCCUCCCAAGUUUAAGAACGGCUGUGGAAACGGCCUUCAGUUUCCGAGGCAGUACCAGGAAGUUCACACCAACCCUGACCACGACUGCUUCCUGCUGCGGGUCACGACGCUGAAUUUCAUCUUCACUCCUGUAGUCAUGGGCAUGACGUUAACCCUGCUCACAGUGAACGUGAGUACAGACAUGAGGCACCAUCGCGUGCGCUUGCUGUUUCAAGACUCCCCCAUGGUGAAGGGCAGGAGGCCCCGGAAUGAGCAGGGGGUGCAGAUCGUCCUCGACCCCGUGCACAGCGUGCGUCUCCUGGACUGGUGGCAUCCGCAAUACCCCUUUUCCAACCGGACUUAACAGCAUCUCCUAACCACAUGGUGCAAGGGCACAACACAAAACCAUGUGGGUUUUAAUUGAAGACAUGCAACUUUAAUUAUUUAAAGAGAAAUUUAAAAACUAUGUAAUCGGACGCCAAAGCACUUUUCCCUUACUCCUGUUUUGGUGCAGUGUAAUAGCGUUGUUACCGAAUGCUGUGUUUCAGUUGUUGGUGUGUGCUUGGGACAGGUUUUGUGUCUUUGUGUAGAGUAUCAUAUUUGUCCUAAUUUGUAUAAGACAUACCCUUGGUAGUUGUAUAAAAUUCUGCCUCUACAGAUUCAGUACUGUAUAAUAUAUAAUCUCACAAAGAAUUCCUUUAUUCCCAGUAAAGAGUGCGUCGGGGGUGAAAGAUGGGCCAUGCUCUUUACCUGGUGCAGAAAGCAUUGCAUAAUGUGUGUGUUUUUUAAAAAAAAAUUUAUAUACAAGGGAGGUGUUUCAUAUUAUCCAGCAGAAUUUUAAAUGGUCCUGUACGAAGAUACAUUAGAGAAAUGUAUGCAAGUAAAUACAAACUCAGGUGUUUCACAUUUUGAUUUUAAUAAUCUCUUUCAGGAGUUAAAUGGGCAUUCGGGUUGAUGUGUGUAUUUUUUUUUUUUUUUUUGCAGCUAUAGUCUUUUUUAAUUUUCAAAACAUUUUACUUGACGUAAGCACAGAGAGCAUUGGAAAGACCCAUCUGCAGCCCAGCUUAGUCUUUAGAAUUGAAACAUGAGUUUAGAUUUACAGGUACUGUACUCUACUGAAGAGGCUGUUUUCAAACUUUUUUUUGAUGGUGUAAUACUAAAGCAGAGACACUAGGUGGUGCUAAUGUCAUCUCUGCUCCUAAUCCGCAUCUUUUGUGGUGUAAAACAAGGUGCUGUGUCCCUAUUAUGUCUGUGGAAGAUGCUACUGUGUAUACAUUUCCAUUCCGCCAGGAACAACUAACACUAUAGUAAUGAUCUUCAUAUGAACAUUGCAGGCACCGUUACAUACCACUUCAUUGUGGAUUUAGGGUAGAAUAUAGAAACGUGCGUUCAGUGCCCUCUGCUGGUAGCAGACAUGUUUGCAUAUUUAUCUGGAUAUGCUUCCCCUGUUUUGUUCACAGGUUAGAUUCUGCUGCACAGGCAGUUUGCCAGUGUAAUGGCUUUAACAGUAUGUUAAUGCAUUUCAACAUGUGGAAUUAAGUUGACUGGAAGUAAUGGGAAGUGUCUUUUUAAGGUGUUUAAGUGCUGAGUAGAUAGAGUCCCUACAGGAGGAUAUAAAGAGCCUGCUUUGUGAUUCAGGUAAACACACACACGUUAUUUCCUAAAAAUCAUGAAUACAAUGAAACACGCUAGGCCUGAAAAUCUAUAUAAAUAAAACUUGUAUAAGCAGAAUUAAUUGUUGUUGGUGUUCUCCUUUACAGUAUAUAAUGUUUUUUUUUUUGGGCGGGGCGGGGCGGUCUUUAUUUUUUGCUCCCGGUGCUGCAGUUCAGCCUCACGUUAUUUGGUACCAGGAAGCAGCCGUUUUUCAAUCGUGUUUUGUUUGGACGUGUUCCAUCCAGUUAUUAAAGGGCGUCUUUGUGGCUCUGGCAGUGCAGGUUACGCUCUGGUUAAAUCCUCAGAUUUGAAGAAGUGAUUAGCAGGCUUUGCUGUCUGAACGUCAGUGUCGUCCGUGUCAUCAUUGUAAAUGUUCUAUUGCAAUAUUAAACUGCAAACAGAGCUGUGCAGCUUCCUAAUUAAACCGCAGCGUUUUUAAUAGUGGCAACGAUCAAGAAGAAGAAAAAAAAAUAAAAUAAA
Messenger RNA from Acipenser ruthenus (sterlet), 3864 nucleotides. RefSeq names its product transmembrane protein 183A-like. The transcript is spliced from 8 exons. Lineage: Eukaryota; Metazoa; Chordata; Actinopteri; Acipenseriformes; Acipenseridae. Gene Ontology annotation, molecular function: protein binding. The record is from RefSeq and is a predicted model, not a curated record. The coding region runs from base 1010 to 2095 and encodes 361 amino acids. Gene Ontology annotation, biological process: regulation of protein stability. Gene Ontology annotation, cellular component: SCF ubiquitin ligase complex.